Molecule: messenger RNA, 2229 nt
Organism: Sphaerulina musiva SO2202
Lineage: Eukaryota; Fungi; Ascomycota; Dothideomycetes; Mycosphaerellales; Mycosphaerellaceae
Product: ankyrin
Exons: 5
Coding region: 33-2186 (717 amino acids)
Biological process (GO): protein palmitoylation
Cellular component (GO): Golgi membrane
Molecular function (GO): protein binding; palmitoyltransferase activity
Source: RefSeq, a predicted model, not a curated record
GUUCGACUGCUACCGCCACAAUCUCGACCGACAUGCCUUCUCGCGACAGCUCGCCGGGUCGCAAAGACUCUGGCAGCGCGCCCACUUCGCCCACGAAGAUGCUCGACAAGGUCGAGCUGAGCGAUCUGGAGUCGAGUCCGCCGAAACUCCCUAUUGAGUCGGAUCUGAUGCAGCUCGCACGUUUGGGGGAACUCCGAAGCAUACAAAAGCUGUUCGACAGCGGAAAAUACAGUGCCAAGUCGACAGAUGAGCAGGGCAUCACUGCACUCCACUGGGCUGCCAUCAACGGACACCAUGCGCUGUGUCACUACCUCAUACAAACUGGCGCUGAUAUCAAUGCCAAGGGUGGUGAUGCACAGGCGACUCCUGUGUUAUGGGCGAGCAAGCGCUUCAACCUCCAGGUCAUUUCAUUACUAUUAUCGCAUGGAGCAGAUCCGUUGAUACGCGAUGAUCAAGGCUAUAAUCUGCUGCACUCCGCUACAUUGGACGGCAAUGUGUAUCAAUUGAUCCUGCUUCUGCAUCACCCGGACCUGCCUGUAGAUGUUCCAGACGCUCAAGGUCACACAUCGCUGAUGUGGGCGGCCUACAAAGGUUUUCCAGCUUGUAUCGAUGUCUUACUCCAAUUUGGCGCAGACGUACACGCUACUGAUGAGAUGGGAUUCACAGCUCUGCAUUGGGCUUUGGUUAAGGGCAGUUAUCUCUGCAUUCAGAAGCUUGUGGAGUAUGGAAGCGAUCGCUUUGCACGAAGUAAACCCCAAGAAGGCCAGACCGAAGGCGACACACCGGCGGAGACUGCUGCUAAGAUGAAAAGCGAUCGAAUGUGGCGCAGAGCGCUCAAAGAAUGUGGCUACGACGACGCCGGCAACCCUUUGGCAUUUCCCAUGCCAUUCUUCAAGGACCGGCGUCUUUUUUUCAAGCGCUUCUUUUUUCUUUGGCCAUUCGCUCUCGGCGGACUCCAGCUGCACAUGCUGGCAUAUCUGAAUGCCUGGGUCUCAGUCCCCGGAGUGCUCAUCGUAGGGUAUGGCCUACAGUUCGCAGUACAGAAACUACUUCGUUGGGCACCCUCCGAGCUGAAUACGAUGCACAAGACACCCUUUCUUGCAGGGAUCUUUGCGGGCACACUCUUCUGGAUCGGCGUGCGCUACAUACUAAAGAUCCUCCCAAAUACUCUUUCGACGCAUUUCUUCCUUAACGUGAUGUUUGCAACCUGUUACGGGCUCUGCGCAUACUUCUACUUCAUGACAAUGACGGCAGAUCCCGGAUAUAUACCCAAAAGCGCGACUCGUGGCCAGACAAAGAACACGAUUGAUGAGCUCAUCGAGCACAAUGCAUUCAACGAAACACAUUUUUGUACAACAUGUAUGAUACGAAAACCAUUGCGCAGCAAACAUUGCCGACGGUGCGGUAGAUGUGUGGCGAGAGAAGACCACCAUUGCCCUUGGGUUGAUAAUUGUGUUGCGAUCAAUAACCACAAACACUUCAUAUUGUACGUGCUGUUCAUGAUAAUCGGCAUCGGCUUCCUGAUACAACUCAGCAUUGCAUACAUCGAGAUCCUCCCAGCACCAAAGGACGCUGUCUGUACUAUCUUGAAAGACGAACUCUGCGCCGAGUUCUCGAAAGAUCCAUUGACUAUCAUCACCAACGCUUGGGGCUCACUGCAGCUUACCUGGACAUUCAUGCUUUUGUUCGUACAUUUCUUUCAGGUCGCGCGCAACCUAACCACCUUUGAAAGCAUGCGAAACAUGGACCAGGUCAAUCCACUCUUAUCUGCAGUCACGGCAGGCACGAUGAACAUAGACUCCUCCCAGCUCGGGAGCGGGGGCGCCGGUCCUGAUGCAGGCGGACACAAGCACAAGAAGAGCGAAGGGUGUAUAACAAGAUGGGCUCGAACCAUUGGUAUCGACGUCUUUUUUGCCAUCGCAUUCCAGGGCUAUAAAGGCCACAAGAACAAGACACAAAAGCAGAAACAGCCCAAGCGCGAAAAUCCCUUCAGUCGAGGACUUUUUCGAAAUUGUCAAGACUUUUGGAUGGAUGGACCAAUAUUUGGUCGGAAACAGAGCAACAGAGGUCUUCUCAAUGGCGAGCUUGUCGACUACGCGAGCAUGUAUGAUGUACCCCGGAGAGGGAUGAACUACCGCAAUGGCGGCUACACAGAAGUUGCUACUGCGGACACAGAAGAAGUAUAACUACACGUACCAGAUAUAGGCAGUGUGUUACAGCCAUUUUUCC